Ruditapes philippinarum (Manila clam) is the source of this 1323-nucleotide messenger RNA. RefSeq names its product peroxisomal trans-2-enoyl-CoA reductase-like. Bases 38 to 943 code for a protein of 301 amino acids. Gene Ontology annotation, cellular component: peroxisome. The transcript has 8 exons. The record is from RefSeq and is a predicted model, not a curated record. NCBI's taxonomy places the organism in Eukaryota, Metazoa, Mollusca, Bivalvia, Venerida, Veneridae. Gene Ontology annotation, biological process: phytol metabolic process. Gene Ontology annotation, molecular function: trans-2-enoyl-CoA reductase (NADPH) activity.
AUACCGCAUUUUAGUGGUCCCGGAUUGUGAUUGUAGGAUGGCGGCGCCCGUGAAGAUAAGUAGUGUUUUUAGACCAAAUUUAUUUAAAGGUAAAGUGGCAAUUGUCACUGGUGGAGGGACAGGUAUUGGUAAAGCAAUAACACAAGAGCUUUUAUUUUUAGGAUGUAAAGUGAUGAUAGCUUCAAGAAAGUUGGACAGAUUAUCAAAAUCAGCUGAAAUUCUACGAUCGCAGAUAACAAAUAAUUCUGCCAAACUUGAACACAUGCAGUGCAACAUUAGGCAGGAAGAUCAGGUAAAAGAACUUAUAUCAACAACUGUGUCCAAGUUUGACAAAUUAGAUUUUCUAGUGAACAACGGAGGAGGUCAAUUUCCUAGUGUUGCCGAAGAUAUAAAAUUAAAGGGUUGGAAUGCUGUGAUAGAAACAAAUUUGACUGGCACAUUCCUCUGCUGCAGAGAAGCUUACAAUCAGUGGAUGGGAGAACAUGGAGGUGUAAUAGUUAAUAUCAUUGCUGAUAUGUGGAAAGGUUUCCCUAUGAUGAGUCAUACAGGUGCGGCACGUGCUGCUGUUGACAAUCUUACUAAAUCUCUUGCUAUAGAGUGGGCAUCUCAUGGAGUCAGGAUUAAUUCAGUUGCUCCGGGAAGUUCUAUAUAUUCAGACACAGCAGCUGCCAACUAUGGAUCACAAGAUAUAUUCAACAUGAAUAUCCCUGGUGUUCCUGCCAAACGACUUGGCACUGUUGAAGAGGUUUCUGCUGCUGUUUGUUUUCUAUUAUCACCUGCAGCAAGUUUUAUAUCAGGAGAAACAGUGAAAGUAGAUGCUGGAGCGAGUUUAUACAGCACAAUCUGGAAAAUACCAGAUCACAAUAAGAUACCUGCUUACAAAUGGGAAACAGACAAUGCUGGCUGUAAUGAUGAAGAGGAUGGAACUAAAUCAAAACUUUAAUUCAUUAUGUGUACCUUGAUAUGCAAAGAGUCAAAUGAUAUGUAUUUAGCAGUCGGUGUUCAUUGGUGCAUUUAAGAAAAAGAAACAACAGUUACUUUAAGAAUUGGACUGUAAGUUAUCAAGGAAAACAUGUAUACAUGCAUAUAAUGAUUGAUAUUAAAUAUUUCAUCUGCAAUAUUGUUAUCCCAUGCCAAUAAAAGCGGAAGUGGGAUAUCAAUUGAACUGAUGUUUGUCCAUCCCUAUCGGUUUCACAGCGUAUACUCAAUGGUCUGUAAAACUUGAAAAAAUGCUGAUUUUGGACUGAAAAUUAAUGUAAUAUUAUCAAUAUUACAAGAUUAAUCAUUAAGAAAUUAUUAAUUUUAUAUAAAAAUAUAAGCAUA